CAGAGCCACCUGGCUGACUGUCCUGCACGUAUUCCAUGGCUGUUGAAGAAUUCCAGCCAUGUCGCUACGCGGUGGGCGUGCGGGGGGCGAGGCGUGACUCUGGGCCGAGCAGGGCACAUAAGCAGUGAAAGUCCGGGGUGGUUUCUGAGGAGAGGAGAGCAGAAGGAGCAUCGCUCUGAGGAGAAGGAGUCCUGAGGGAAGUCGUGCACCUCCGACAGACUAAAAGUCACAUUGUUACUGGACUCACACCACAAUGUCGAUCCUUUGGUCUCUCCCGUCCCGCCUGGUUGUAUUAUCGUGUAUAUGGAGUCUGUGCCUUGCUCAGUUCGAGUACCUGGGUUACCCUCCUGGUUAUCCUGAACCUGUGGAGGAUCAGUACACCGCGCCACAGAUUCCAGCUGACGUACCCAGGAUCCAGCUGCGCCUGGCCGGUGAGAAGCGAAAACACAACGAGGGCCGAUUGGAGGUCUUGUAUGAAGGGGAGUGGGGGACCGUUUGUGAUGAUGAUUUCAACAUCCACGCCGCUCAGGUGGUGUGCAGGGAGCUGGGCUACUCCGAGGCGGUUUCCUGGGCCCCUUCAGCCAAAUAUGGGAAAGGAGAUGGCCGCAUCUGGUUUGAUAAUGUCCACUGCACAGGAAAGGAGAAGACCUUGGCGCAGUGCGAGUCCAAUGGCAUUGGAGUAUCUGACUGCAAACACUCAGAAGACGUAGGGGUGGUGUGCAGCGACAAAAGGAUCCCAGGAUUCAGGUUCCUGAGUCCCCUCAACAACAACGUUGAUAGUUUGAACAUCCAGGUGGAGGACGUGCGCAUUCGGCCGAUCCUGGCGUCCUACCGGAAGCGAAUCCCAGUGACGGAGGGCUAUGUGGAGGUGAAGGAUGGUGGGAAAUGGAAGCAGAUUUGCGAUGAGGAGUGGAGCCCAAUGAACACCAGGGUGAUCUGCGGCAUGUUCGGCUUCCCCGGAGAGAAGAGAUACAACGCACGUGUCUACAAAAUGUUUGCCCGCAGGAGAACGCCGUCCUACUGGGAUUACUUGGUGAACUGCACUGGAAACGAGGCCCAUUUGUCAAGCUGUAAGCUGGGUCACUCUCUCAUGGCCAAGGGUAACAGCUCGUGUGGUCAGGGCAUCCCCGUGGUGGUCAGCUGCGUCGCUGGCAGGGCCUUCGCUCCUACCCCCAUGGCUGGCUACAGGAAGGCCUUCAGACAGGAGCAGCCCCUGGUGCGUCUGAGGGGCGGGGGGGUGGUGGGCGAGGGCCGGGUGGAGGUGCUGAAGAACGGGGAGUGGGGCACCAUUUGUGAUGAUCACUGGAACCUGGUGUCAGCCACUGUGGUCUGCAGGGAGCUCGGCUUCGGGACGGCCAAAGAAGCCCUUUCUGGUGGUCAGCUGGGACAAGGAAUGGGCCCAGUCCACAUGAAUGAGGUGCAGUGCUCUGGCUUUGAGAAGUCUGUCACUGAGUGCCAGUUUAACAUGGAUAAGGACUCAGAGGGAUGCAGUCACGAAGAGGAUGCGGGUGUCAGGUGUAACGUUCCCGCCAUGGGCUUCCAACAAAGACUGCGUCUAAGCGGUGGCCGUAAUCCGUUCGAGGGCCGUGUGGAGGUGCUGGUGGAGAGGAAUGGCUCUCUGGUUUGGGGUACGGUGUGCAGUGAGGGCUGGGGCACCAUGGAGGCGAUGGUGGUGUGCAGACAGCUUGGCCUGGGUUUUGCCAGCAAUGCCUUCCAGGAGACAUGGUACUGGCCUGGUGCAGUGAGCGCUGAUGCAGUAGUGAUGAGUGGAGUCCGUUGUGCUGGAACUGAAAUGUCUCUGUCCCACUGCCUCCAUCACGGUGAUCACCUCAGCUGCCCUAAAGGAGGAGCGCGACACGCCGCCGGAGUCUCCUGCUCUGAGACCGCCCCAGACCUGGUGCUGAACCCUCAGGUGGUGGAACAGACCACGUAUAUAGAGGAUCGGCCCAUGUUCAUGCUGCAGUGUGCCUACGAGGAGAACUGCCUGGCGUCCACCUCCAGCUCCACCCCGGCCAACUCUUACCGCCGCCUGCUGCGCUUCUCCUCGCAGAUCCACAACAAUGGCCAGUCUGACUUCAGGCCCAAAGCCUCCAGAGACUCCUGGGUCUGGCACGACUGCCACAGACAUUACCACAGCAUGGAAAUCUUCACUCAUUAUGACCUGCUCAGCUUAAACGGCUCAAAAGUAGCAGAAGGACACAAAGCCAGCUUCUGUCUGGAGGACUCUGAGUGUGAUGAAGGGAUUGAAAAGAAAUACGAGUGUGCCAACUUCGGCGAGCAGGGCAUAACGGUGGGCUGCUGGGACACGUACAGACACGACAUCGACUGUCAGUGGGUGGACAUCACUGACGUAAAGCCUGGAGAUUAUACAUUCCAGAUUGUCAUUAACCCCAACUACGAGGUAGCCGAGUCAGAUUAUACCAACAACGUUGUGAAAUGCAAGAGUCGAUAUGAUGGUCAUCGUAUAUGGAUGUACAACUGCCAUAUAGGAGGAUCGAUCGGUGGCGAAACAGAGGAAACAUUCCCUGGCCUGCUGAAUAACCAGGUGACCCACAGGUAAGAGACGGGGGCUUUCAUGAGGCAGCAGAGAUGCCAUCAAUCCCAACCACUAUGACUCCACAGAGCACUCAGCAUCAACACACCAGCAUCAAAACCUGCAGUACCACAAAUGCAAUCGGCUCAGGAUGCCUCAAAAACCCACCUCAACAAGAAUGGCUGAAGAACCCCCCCAAAACUGACCCAAUGCAAUUGGAUAACGAUGCUCCAGAAGCAACCUCAACAUGACUGUCCAGAAUUAACAAACUUUUGUUGGCUCCACAGCAACCUCCAUCAGUUAGUGAAUUAUAUUUGUCUAGUUCUUACUGAAGAACUUGCGGUACAUCUUGGCUUCUAUUGCCAACAUUUGAGAGACAGGUUUGCUUGAUGAUGAACCCCUAAACUCGAUCAACUAAGACCUUUACCAGCUCAUCUGCCGCCACUGUUGGAGAUGCAACUGCAGGUUUUUUAAGGGAAUUCUGAUGCACUUUUUUGUAGCCUAAAGGGACUCAGUGUUCAUUCUGCGAGUGCAGAGAAUUGAGAGGAUUUCUGAAAAUUCAUCUAUUGGGAGCACUAUCUGGAAUCUAUAUUAAGAAAGAAUUUGCUGAGCAUAUAUUGCGAAGUACUACAGUAACAAGACUCAUGCCUUGCCAGUAAAUAUUAUUUCAAUGUCUUAUGGUUCCAUUUCAACACAGUAUUGGGGCUGGUUGCACCAACAUGGCAAACAACACAAUCCAAUGGCCAGUGGUUCUAAUUGUAAACGGUUGUAACUUUCUUUGCCUAAAUGUUAGACGCUUGCACUAAUGGGCAAUUGAAAUUAAUUUUCACUGAAACUGGGCAUGAAAUAUACAUCAUAUACAUUUCUAUAGUAACCAGUUUAAACCUAAGCUCAUUAUUCGGAAUGGCUCGCAUGGUCAGAGUGCUUAGAGUGAGCAGGCUUUUACAUGAGAGGGUAAUUAGCAGUUGAAGCAGUUGGGUAUCUAUAAUGAAACAGAGCUAAUUGAGAAAGAAUUUGACUGGGUUUCCAUCCACUAUUUUAUGCAUAUUUUGGCAUAUUGAAUGAAAAAAAACCUGCAUAAGUUUGUCCGCUAGCUUGAUGUGGGUAUAUUUUUGUCAAUAAAAAUGAAAUGGUAUAAAUUACAAUGGAACUGCUUUUGCUAAAUAAAUAACGUAAUGCUCUGUAUUUCUCAGAAGAAUUUAUACAGACAUAACAUUGACAUUUUUUGGUUCCAUAGCUGGUAGCAACCAGUAAUAGGUACACAAAUAGCAACAAGCCAGAAUGUGUCCCAACUGUUUUACAUAGACUUGCACCAGCAAGAGCGAUCCUGUUGAAUCUUAUUAGCCGCAACUGCAACAGGCAUACAGUCCUUUCUGAAAAUCAGUCAGCACCUGAUUUUUUCAAGACCUGUUGGUGAAACCAGCCCCUGUUGCAGUAGAGAAAUAAGGACUUGGAAUCUGGAACUGACCGCAGCUUAUCUAACCUGCGUAUCUCUAUGAAAUGAAGUAUAUGAGCAAAGAGAAAUACAUGUACCUUUGAGAAUAGACACAUAUAGAUGGGUGACAUAUUAAAGGAAGAUAGGAAUAAAUGAGUGGAGAAAGCGCAAAUGUUUCCAGACACGUGUAGUGCAUGACCCAGGUCAACUCGAGGAGCUUCAUACAUGAAGGCUGCUCAACUGGCUGUUGUUUUCAUAGUGACUAAAGUGACCUCUGCAUUUAGAUCUACAGACAAUACAUCAGCUGGAAAUUGCACAUCCAGUGAUCCAGCGAAUGUGGUGCUUGUGCAUUAGUGCAAUACGUAAGAGCAGCUGUUAUCUAGCAAGAUCGCCAGUGCAGGACGUGAUCAGACUCAGCCAGAACAGUCUGUCCACAAACACUUAGAGAGGGACAUUAUAGUGGACUGGAGAUAUGUGGAAAACAGUGAUUGGGUUAGAUGAGCCAUCCAUGUUCUCCACAAGUGGGAGAGUGCAUGUGCAGCAUACACCAAUGAACACUCCAGGCCUGAAUGCUUGACCCCUACCUUGAGGUUGUCUGAUAGCUUUGUUAUGCUGUUGACUGGGUCCACUUGUCCCCUUAGAGGGAAGGCCAUUGCAAGUCAUUACCAAUUUAUCUUCUGUAUACUUUGAUGAACCGUUUCUAUUGUGGUCUCUUCCAGUAUUACAAUGUGCCAGUCCACUGGGCCUGAAUGGUUUGAUGAGAAUGAACAUGAUGUAACUCAUAUGCUAUGACCUUCACAGUCACCAGAUCUUCACCCAGUUGAACACCUUUGGGAGGCGUUAGCCCGCAUUCUCCGCCACCAUCAUCAUGACCAUCAAACCACAAACGUACUUGUUGCUUUUUCCUUUAAUUCGUCACCUGUCUGUCCAUUUGACAUACAAUCUGUCUUCCUACAAUCAUUCUCUUUGAACUGGACCCUGAGUGCUUUCAAGAGAACAAACUGGACGCUGCCAUCAAAACAUUCCUCUAGCUGAAAAUAUCCAGUCCUAUAAUCUAUCUGGUUUUUGUUUCCUUUCAUUUCUUUGUUACUUUAUUUCUUUUUGGUGUUAAUCUGCCUAUGACAACUGUAUUAACAGCUAAUAUACACUUUCUGCUUACUGCAUUUAAGGUCAUACCAUGGAUUUGAAUUUGCGAAAACGAUCAUAGCUUCAAUUAGUAACUUAUUUUAAGUCAGGGACUUGAACAACAACUGUGUCUACUUCUUUUUUCCUUCUUAUUUUGGAUCAGAAUGUCUUUUUACGAUGUUGAUUCUGUUCCAAUGGUGCUAUCAAAGAUAUAUCCUCUGUUUUUAGAGGGUACAUAUCAUGAUGUGACUGAUUUACAUUAUGCUUACUUGAAUGGAGCGUAAAAUUCCAUACUGUGUGUUUUUUUGAAUAUUGUUAAGCAGUAAAUAAACGUAAGCAUUCAGCAACAAGAA
Messenger RNA from Pygocentrus nattereri (red-bellied piranha), 5446 nucleotides. RefSeq names its product lysyl oxidase-like 2b (gene loxl2b). Bases 254 to 2560 code for a protein of 768 amino acids. Gene Ontology annotation, molecular function: copper ion binding; protein-lysine 6-oxidase activity. Gene Ontology annotation, cellular component: membrane. NCBI's taxonomy places the organism in Eukaryota, Metazoa, Chordata, Actinopteri, Characiformes, Serrasalmidae. The record is from RefSeq and is a predicted model, not a curated record. Gene Ontology annotation, biological process: peptidyl-lysine oxidation; sprouting angiogenesis. The transcript is spliced from 14 exons.